Messenger RNA from Gregarina niphandrodes, 744 nucleotides. RefSeq lists its product as hypothetical. The transcript has 2 exons. The record is from RefSeq and is a predicted model, not a curated record. Lineage: Eukaryota; Apicomplexa; Conoidasida; Eugregarinorida; Gregarinidae. Bases 1 to 744 code for a protein of 247 amino acids.
AUGUUGGAUCGUUCUAAGUACGAAGAGUUACGUGGGUGGUGGGCUGGUCAAUAUGGAUUAACAGUACGAGGAUUAUUUGGUCUAGCUGGAGACUCAUCUGAAUUAGAAACUGAGGGGUGGACUUUGGCGGUUGAAGGGAGACGAUCAAGAUAUACUCCACGUCCAUUGUAUGCUCCAUCGCUUGGUCGUUUGACUAGUUUUGCUCGUUCAUGUUGUUUAUUUCGAAGUGAAUAUGAUGCAUUUGCUUCACUGUAUGGAUCGUUGGAAUCGAAGUCAUGGGAAUCCCUUAAGAGUAUUAAGUUACAUGAUUUUGGCAGGUGUAACCUAGCGUAUGUAGAGCUAAGCACGAUUAUUACCAUGUUCUUCGACUGGCCGACAUAUCUUAGACGAACUGCUUGUCCUCAAGCCGCAGAACAGCUCCUCAGAAACCUCACCAGAAUGCCCACCGCUACACCCGCGGAGUUCAUUGAACCACGUACCCGCCAAUCCCUUCAAGCGAAACAAGACAAACGCGGCAACGAACUCACACCAGAAAACGCUCCGGAAACUGCUGCCUCCGAAGCUGCUGCUUCCGAAGCUGCUACCUCCGAAGCUGCUGCCUCCGAAACUGCAGGCCGGAACCUCGUAGCGGCAGUCCGCUACAGUGGCCGCUGGUGGGUGUCGUGGGAAUCCGAUUUGAUCAACUCUGGACAACUAAAAUGUUACAGCGAUCAGGUCUUGAAAUACCCUGCUCAAUCACUCUAA